Molecule: messenger RNA, 2181 nt
Organism: Ustilago hordei
Lineage: Eukaryota; Fungi; Basidiomycota; Ustilaginomycetes; Ustilaginales; Ustilaginaceae
Exons: 1
Coding region: 1-2181 (726 amino acids)
Biological process (GO): retrograde transport, endosome to Golgi; endocytic recycling; Golgi to vacuole transport
Cellular component (GO): GARP complex
Molecular function (GO): syntaxin binding
Source: RefSeq, a predicted model, not a curated record
AUGACAGUCGACGACUCUCAAGCAGAGCAUCUCACAGCCCUCGCCACAGCCGCCUCCACCCUCACAUCUUGCACCUCUAGCUCUAUCCAAACUCUCCACUCAUCAGCCCUCGUAUCUCGAACAGCAUCCGAACAUGCGCAAGACUCAAGCUAUCUCUCCCUAGCUCCUACCUUUCUAUCUCUGCACCAACAGGCGUCUAGCUCCAAACAGCUCCUCGACUCGCUAGAGGGCUUCCUCUCCACAUUCCAAUCCGAUCUCUCGACGCUGUCAACGCACAUCUCGGCAUUGCAAAACACAUCGCACGCCAUUGGUUCCAGACUUGAUGCGACCAGGGAUGUAGAGAUCCGCUUGGCCUCGUUUCUAAGCGAGAUUGCACUGAGCCCAAGGAUCGUAGAUCUCUUCUUUGAAACAGAGCCCGAGUCAAGGCCAGAGUUGUGGUUAAAGGCUGUAAAACAGCUGGAGAAGGUGUUAGAAGCUACUUCUCCCUCCGCCACCCUCUCCUUACCUCCUGGCGUAGCAGAGCGGGUUGCGGACGUGGGGGAGAUCCAAGCAGUGCAGCAAGUACGAAGGGUCGCAGAAGCAUGCAAGAACAUCGUAGCUUCCAAACUUCGCUCUUUUCUGAUAAGCCCGCAUACUGCGAUUAAAGCUUCGGUAACGACCAAUCUCCAGGUGCUUCAAAACUCAGUUCUCUUACGACACCACAAGCCAUUCUAUGCGUUCCUAGCAAGACAAAUGCCAAGAGUAGCGAUCGAUGUUCAGAGGAGUUAUGUUCAAGCUGCUAGACUCUACUUCGAGACUGCCUUUAGAAGGUAUGUGAGGAGUCUCGUCGUUCUUAGGAAAAGGUGGGUCGAAGCGCCGAGUGGAGGAGGCUUGCUUCUUACUGAAGCUCUACCUUCAAAUGCCACCCUAUAUGGUGCCGGUGGGAUUGCGGCAUUGCAGAAUGGCAUGUCUAACCUGAACAAAGCGCUUUCCACCACUGAAAGCGGCCUCGUGCCUGGCAGAGGCAGCAAUACACCAACCUCGAAAGAUGCAAGCAACUUGUCAGACAGCGAGACGAUGAGUAAUCUCGAUCCCUGGCUAUUCUCGGCCAACCGUCUGCUGUAUUCUAAACUCGACAGCCCCGUCGCCACAGUGCUCGGCUACCUUGCAGACGAUUCUAGUUUCAAGGCAUCUCCCGAGAAUCUUUUCCGAUCUCUUUCGUUGGUGUUGAUUGAUAAUGCCUGCUCCGAAUUCACCUUUCUGGUGAGGUUUUUCCAAGCUAUAUCCGAAGACCUCCCUUCCACCCAAGAAGCGAGGGUAGGCGAGGAGGAGAGCGCAGAUACCAGCCAAGCCGGAGAUGCGACACCAACGCAAAGCGAAACCGGACCAGAACCAUCCGUUGUCCAACUCUCGCUCACCGAGCAGAGUAAGAUGAAAGGAAAGGGUGCAACAGAAGAGAUAUUUAGACAGAUUAUGGAACCUUGCAUCACAACCUGGUCUAACUUUGCCACAUCCUUGCUCAUGCCCCCUGGUAGUGCUGCAAGCAAUAUUGCUGCAAGUGCCACCUCUGUCGUCAGCGCUUCUUCAAUCGCAACUGGAGGCGUAGGUGGAGUGGGAGCGUAUUUUUCGCUACUUUCCAUGCUAACACUCAACGAUGCUUUGUCAGGAUUGGUCCAGGCUAGAGGAUGCAAUAACUCGGUAUUGGAGUCAGCGUUGAUGCGGUUCAAAAUCACCGCCUACCCCCUAGCCAAAAGGUUCUUAGACGACCAAAUCGCAUCCCUCUCCACCCUCAGUAAUCCUGGUUCGGCAUCUUCAAGCGCAAGUGCAGGUGUUUGGGGUGUAUUCAACUCACUCACCAGCACCAACUCCGCCUCGGCAACCCUAACCGAACAAUUGGGCGAGGCAAUAGCGAUACGAUACGCCUCUCUAUUCACCAAAACCCUCUGGAUCCUAACCACAACCCAAACCGCAGACCAAGGCAUCCUCUCUGCUCUUCUACGUCUACGUUCCCAACUAGCAAAACUCAUCUCCAUCCCCAACCAAAAGAGUUGGACAAGAGAAGGCAAGUUGAAAAUGCUUAAAACCCUAAUUCAAGCGAUAGAAGCCGUCGUUGGCGUAAGUGCCGGAGGAUUGGCCAGUCAUGGCAAAGUUCAGAACGAGUUGAGUUUUUGGCAUGAACAGUUGCAUCAGUUGCCACAAUAA